AUGGCUGAACAAGAACAAGAGAGCGCCCGAGUUAAAGCUGAACUAGACGAAAUCAAAGGAGGCAUGUCCCAGAUGCGAGAGAUGUUGCAAGCUUUAACCUUCAGGUUUGAGGUUCCACAAGCGACCGUGAUUUCAGAGACCACGGGCCCAGCAGUGGAAGUCCCACCUCAGAGGACAUUACCCUCAACCCUUCCUCCAUAUGGGCUACCCUAUGAUUUCGUCCCCCGAGCGGAGGUGGUGCACGAAAUGGGGCAAUCUGUCCAACAAGCUGUGCCAUUACCAGUUUACACCGACGCACGUCCAGUCACCAAUACUGUGGUUCCACCAGCCGCCUAUGCUAGGCAUGUUCCUCAUUAUGAAGAUCAAAACCAUAUGUAUCAGACUGUUGACUCAACUGUCGCUGGUGACGAAGUAAGGUUGGUGAUUCCAGCCAAAUUCAAAACUCCAGACUUCGACAAAUACAAGAGGCAUACUUGUCCAAAAAGCCAUCUCAUCAUGUAUUACCGCAAAAUGGCUGCACACGUGGAGGACGACAAGCUGAUGAUUCACUGUUUUCAGGACAGCUUGAGUGAGGCUCCUUCCAAGUGGUAUUUGAGUCUGGAUCAGAAUAGGAUCAAGUGUUUCGAGGACCUUCCAGACGCGUUCAUAAAACAUUACAAAUAUAAUAUGGAUAUGGCACCUGACAGAAGACAGCUGCAGAGCAUGUUCCAACAUGACAAGGAGUCCUUCAAGGAGUAUGCUCAAAGAUGGAGGGAACUGACUUCUCAGGUUGAACCACCUCUUGCUGAGAAAGAAUUGGCCGAACUGUUUAUCGAUACUGUCCAGCCUCAAUUAUAUGAGAAGAUGGUUGGAAGUGCUUCCUUGGGAUUCUCAGAGCUUGUUGCUAUAGGAGCUCGCGUGGAAUAUGGUGUAAGGAAUGGCAAACUGGCGGCUGUAGCUGUAACUUCAAGUGUUAAUCCAAAGAAGUUCUCUGGAGGGUUUCCCAGGAAGAAAGAGGGGGAAACAAAUGCCGUGACUGCUGGUCAAGGAAGACCUGCUCAGGCUUAUCAAGCGCAUCCAGUCUAUCGACCAACUCCAGUUCAACAACAUGUUGCGGCUCCUCCAGCUUAUCAACAAGCACCAGUAGCUCCUGUUUAUCAACAACCGAGAGCUCAAGCGCCGAGGCAAAAUGCUCAGAACCAGAAUAGGAGGCAAGGGGAGAGGGCGACCUUCAAUCCAAUCCCAAUGUCGUACACUGAGCUUUAUCCCUCCUUGUUGCAAAAGGGUUUGGUGGUUCCCAGACCUAUGGGACCUCCACCUGAUCGUCUGCCUCCGUGGUACAACCCUAAUGCACACUGCCCUUUUCAUGAAGGUGCCCCCGGGUAUGACUUAGAGGGUUGUUACGCUCUGAAGCAUAGGGUUCGGGAAUUGAUUGAGAGCAAGAUCUUGUCUUUUAAGGACAUGGGACGGAAUGUGAAGAACAAUCCUCUUCCUCCCCAUGGAGAUCCUGCGGUGAACGCCAUUGAAGAUGCAUCUACUGUUGUUACGGUUGAGAAGGUGGAGGAUGUUAAGACUCCUUUGGCAGCAUUCCAUGCCCGAUUGGUGGAAGCUGGCCUGAUCAAUGUUAAUCAUGACAAUUGUGAAGAGUGUGCCACAUACCCAAGAGGAUGUCAGGUGGUACGAGACAAUAUCCAAAACUUGAUGGAUGAAGGAAUGCUUCAAAUAUCCAGUGCUGUGAAGAACGAGGAUGUGUUGGUGAUUGAACCUUGUUUCAAUUUACCUGAACCAAUUGAAAUCCCAUAUUAUAGUGGUGGAGUGGUCCCGGUGAACAGUAAGCCAUCGCCUGUUGAGAUAUGUAUGCCCACGCCUUUUCCAUACGAGAGCACCAAGGCUGUACCUUGGAAAUAUGAUAUUACCGUUGUAGACAAGGUAGUUGAUGGAAGUUCAGACGCUGAAGUGACAGAAGCUGUAAGUGAAGACGUCACCAAUAUUGCAGGAAUGAGCAGAAUGACUCGUAGUGGUCGAAUCUAUACGCCUGAAUUCAAUGUGACUCCUCAAGGUCCAAACAAGGAAUCAACAGUUGUAACUCCUGCUAAAGAACCCGAAGUGGUCCAAUCCGAAGAUGCUGUGGAAUUCUUGAAGUUAAUCAAGAGAAGUGACUACAAGGUUGUGGAUCAGCUGCAUCAAACACCAUCUAAAAUCUCUAUUCUAUCUCUGUUAUUAAACUCCCAAUCCCAUAGGGAAGCUUUGUUGAAGGUGCUUGCUCAAGCUCAUGGGCAGUUACCUCCACCUUACAUCAAAAAAUGA
This is a messenger RNA of Lathyrus oleraceus (garden pea), 2286 nucleotides long. RefSeq lists its product as uncharacterized. The transcript is spliced from 4 exons. NCBI's taxonomy places the organism in Eukaryota, Viridiplantae, Streptophyta, Magnoliopsida, Fabales, Fabaceae. The record is from RefSeq and is a predicted model, not a curated record. Bases 1 to 2286 code for a protein of 761 amino acids.